Messenger RNA from Thlaspi arvense, 958 nucleotides. NCBI's taxonomy places the organism in Eukaryota, Viridiplantae, Streptophyta, Magnoliopsida, Brassicales, Brassicaceae. The record is from the annotation of a GenBank genome assembly.
UCAAUAAAUGGCAUUUGCUUCCUCUGCUCUCUCGAGUCUAGACAACUGGGAAGCAGCGGAACACCGGAGAGUUCCAGAAACGAAGCUGCGAAUCUUGGCCUUUUUGCACGGACCUCUCGAUCUAUUUUGUCUUCUCUUUUUCUAUCUCUUAGGGUUUCUAUGAAUUGAUCUUUUCAUGGGCAUUUAGUAGUACAAUUAUCCUAAAUUUCCUAAUUCUGGUCUCCUUUUUUCUUCGGCUUAUUUGAAGACUGGAGAUUGAAUUGUGCAGCAAUCGUAGAAAAUAAUGAUUUAUGCGGCUUCGAUUCCUCUAGGCAUCGAUGUGAGUAACAACAAUCCACAGAAGUCUCAAGGCUCUGCUAAUUUUCAAGCUCAGUUUCAGUUCACACAGGCUCACGCCAUGGCCCGUGCUCAAGCACAGUCUAAGGUUCAAGCACAAUUGCAAGCUCAGAUACAAGCUGGCAUGGCGAUGAACCAAACCCAAGUUUUCCAGCAGAUGCGACCUCCAGAAGCUCCCGGAGAAGUCGUUGCAGCAAUCUUGCCCGAGUCUGCCUUAUACACGCAACUUCUGGAGUUCGAGUCUUGGGUGGAUGCUGCAUUGACUAGGAAGAAAGUCGACAUUCAGGAAGCUCUUAAAAACCCUCCCUGCAUACAGAAGACGCUUAGGAUCUUUGUUUUCAACACGUUUGCUAACCAAAACAGCACCAUUCCUGGGAAUCCAAACGCUGACCCGCCAACAUGGACUCUGAAGAUCAUUGGUAGGAUCCGGACCAGCCAGGGUUUAUUCAGAAAUCAAACCCAUUGGGUCGAAGAUGCAGUAAUACGGUACUUGAACCGGAGGCCAGCAGCUGGGAACGAGGGGCCAGGGAGCUGGGCGAGCGGCAACUCUACGCCUCUCUCAAACUUGCGUGCGUCUUUGAUCAGCCUCACACCUCGCGAACACAAACGCUGUCCAGUUUAG